AUGUCCUCAGCAAAUACUUUUGGUCGUCCAGCUGGAUUUAUCUCAAUCCCUGUCGAAAUAGUUUCUGUACCCAAUACAACUAAUUCAAGUUCUCAUUAUCCUCAACUUCGUACGGUUCAUCAUGAUAAUCCUUAUAGUGAUUUUUCAAAUUCCCCUCCAUGGAAAAAACCAUCUAUAAAUACAUAUUCUAAAGGUCGUUUUCAACCACGUCAAAAUUUAACUACUGCUUAUGAUCGUUUAUUAAAUGAUUCUCAAUUUAAUCAACCAUACAAUGAUCGAUUUUUUCAUCAAACACAUCAAGAACCACAAUAUCGUCAUUUUCAACAACGAACAUAUGAACCAAAUUCUUUACAUAUUAGUCGUUCAAGUGAAGAUCUUCUUUCAACACCGAGCGAUUUUAUACAUUCAGAUACUCAAUCACAUAAUACUUCACAUUAUCCAUCAGCAUAUAAUAAUGGAUUUCGAUCUGAUUCAGAUUUUGUGAAACCAAACAAAUAUACAAGUCAUCUUCGACGAUCAUAUGACAUACUGAAUGAUUAUCCGGAUGCAAAUAAAAAAUUUUCAAUACAUCAGCAAUAUCCAUCCGAACAACAAACUUAUUAUCGACCAACUUAUGUUACUCAAACUACUAUUAAUCCAAAUGUUGUUUAUUCAACUGAAUAUCAUACACCAAUAAAUAAUCAUCGAUCAAAUACAUGUCAAGGAACAGUUAAUAGUUUUUCACUUUUAAAUGAAUAA
Molecule: messenger RNA, 738 nt
Organism: Rotaria sp. Silwood2
Lineage: Eukaryota; Metazoa; Rotifera; Eurotatoria; Philodinida; Philodinidae
Source: the annotation of a GenBank genome assembly